Carassius auratus (goldfish) is the source of this 3552-nucleotide messenger RNA. Its product is annotated as probable RNA-binding protein 19. Gene Ontology annotation, molecular function: mRNA binding. Bases 117 to 2969 code for a protein of 950 amino acids. Lineage: Eukaryota; Metazoa; Chordata; Actinopteri; Cypriniformes; Cyprinidae. The record is from RefSeq and is a predicted model, not a curated record. The transcript is spliced from 24 exons.
GCCAUUGACGUCAAAGGGUAAAGAUGGCGACUUACUGAAGAGCGCCAUGCUUUAUUGUUGAUAAAACAGUAUAUUGUUAUUUUACCUUGAAAUCUCACAGCGGAAUUGAAAAAAAAAUGUCGAGGUUAAUAGUCAAGAAUCUCCCAAACGGGAUGAAGGAAGACCGUUUCCGUAAAAUGUUUGCGGAUUUUGGGACGCUUACAGAUUGUACGUUGAAAUUCACCAAAGAUGGUAAAUUUCGCAAAUUUGGAUUCGUAGGCUUCAAGACAGAAGAGGAUGCAGAGAAAGCUCUAAAACAUUUCAACAAGAGCUUUGUGGACACAUCUAGAGUUACUGUGGAAUUCUGCACAGAUUUUGGAGACCCAAACAAAGCCCGACCUUGGAGCAAACACACACGCCCUCCAUCAUCAAACAAAGUUACAGAAGAACAGAAAUCAAGUGAACAAGGAGAAAAAGAUGAAAAGAAGAAGAAGAAGCCUUUGAAUGUUCUUGGAGAUCUUGAAAAAGACCAGAGCUUCCAGGAGUUCCUCGCUGUGCACCAGAAACGCACACAGGUGCCCACUUGGGCCAAUGACUCCAUGGAAGCGACUUCUGUCGGAGUUGAUAAGAAGAAGAAGGAGAAGGAGGAGGAGGAGAAGAAGAAGAAGCAGAAAGCAGCUGUCAGUGAUGAUUACCUAAACUUUGACUCUGACGAAUCAGAUGAAUUAAACGAUGCUGAGGAUGAUGAAGAUGCUGAUGAAGAGGACAAACGAGAUACUGAUAAGAAAGCAUUGAAGAAAGAUCUGUCUGACAUGGAUUAUCUUCGCUCCAAAAUUGUGGAGAAGUCAGACUUGGUGGAUGAGAAAGAGGCUGAUGAGGAUGAGGAUGAAGAAAAAGAAGGUGACAGUGCUAAUGCUGCCGAUAAGAGUGAGGAGGAGGAAGAGGAGGAGGAAGAAGAGGAAGUGUCCCCAGCCCAAAACCCAGACAGCGCUUAUGAGAGUGGUGAUAAGACAAGCAGCCAGAAAAGCACCAAACCAGCAGCUCAGAACACGAUUGAACCAAGCACAGAGUUCACAGUCAAGCUACGAGGUGCUCCAUUCAACGUCACAGAGCAACAAGUGAAAGAAUUUAUGACUCCUUUGAAACCUGUUGCCAUUCGAUUUGGUAAAAACAGUGAUGGGCGCAAAUCAGGUUAUGUGUAUGUGGACGUGCGCUCAGACGCAGAGGUUGAGAGGGCCCUGCGCUUUAACAAAGACUACAUGGGGGGGCGCUAUAUUGAAGUGUUCAGAGUCAACAGCUUUAAAAAUGAGGGAAGGUCUGCAAAGAGAAGCGAGAAGGAAAGAAAUUUUGUGCACGAGCUGAGGGAUGAUGAGGAAGAGGAAGACGUGGCGGAAUCGGGAAGACUUUUUGUCAGGAACCUGCCGUACACGUGCACCGAAGAGGAACUGAAAGAAGUCUUCAUCAAAUAUGGUCCUCUUUCUGAGGUGCUUUUUCCCAUAGACAGUCUGACUAAGAAGCCCAAGGGCUUUGCCUUUGUGACAUACAUGAUUCCAGAGAACGCAGUCUCAGCUUUGGCUCAACUGGAUGGCCAUGUUUUCCAGGGGCGGGUUCUGCACGUCAUGGCUUCAAGGCUGAAGAAGGAAAAGCCAGAUCAAGGGCCCAACGCUCCAGGCAGCUCCUCGUAUAAGAGGCAGAAAGAUGCCAAAGACAAAGCCGCCAGUGGCAGCUCUCAUAACUGGAACGCUCUGUUUUUGGGCACGAGUGCAGUAGCCGAUGCCAUUGCUGAGAAAUACAACACGACCAAGAGCCAAGUGUUAGAUCACGAGUCUGAUGGCAGUCUGGCAGUGAGGAUGGCCCUCGGAGAGACACAGAUUGUACAAGAGACCAGACAGUUUCUCCUGGACAAUGGAGUGUCUCUGGACUCGUUCAGUCAGGCAGCAGGCCAGCGCAGUAACUCUGUGAUCCUGGUGAAGAACAUGCCCUCGGGAGUGCAGGUCGCAGAGCUGGAGGCUCUGUUCUCACCCCAUGGGUCUCUAGGAAGAGUUCUGCUGCCCCCAUCUGGCCUCACUGCUAUAGUGGAGUUCCUGGAGCCCACCGAAGCCAAGCGGGCCUUCAUGAAACUUGCAUACACCAAGUUCCAGCAUGUUCCGUUGUAUCUGGAGUGGGCUCCUGUAGCGGUCUUUACAACUCCCACAGCACCUAAACCAGAGGUAAAAAAAGAAGAUACAUCUGCUGAGAACAAUGACUCGGCCAAAAAAGAAGAGGAGGAGGAAGAGGAGGAGGAAGAGGAAGAGCAAAUAUUGCCCGGAUCAACUCUCUUCAUUAAAAACCUCAACUUCAUCACAUCCGAGGAAGCAUUACGGGAGACGUUUUCUAAAUGCGGUGUGGUGAAAAGCUGCACAAUAUCAAAGAAGAGAGAUAAAGCUGGUAAAAUGUUAUCAAUGGGUUAUGGCUUUGUGCAGUACAAAACUCCAGAGGCAGCACAGAAAGCCAUGAGACAGCUGCAGCACUGUAAAUUAGAUGAACACCAGCUUGAGGUGAAAAUAUCAGAAAGAGAAGUCAAGUCAGGUUUGCCAAAAUCCAAGAGGGGAAAGCAAACUGCCAGGAAGCAGACGACCUCUAAGAUCCUGGUGCGAAACAUCCCCUUCCAGGCCACAGUCAAAGAACUCCGAGAACUCUUCUGCACGUUUGGAGAGCUGAAGACAGUCCGUCUGCCAAAGAAAGGGAUCAGUGGAGCCCACCGUGGUUUUGGCUUCAUUGACUUCCUUACUAAACAAGAUGCCAAGAAAGCGUUCACUGCGCUGUGUCACAGCACCCAUCUUUACGGCAGGAGGCUGGUGUUGGAGUGGGCGGAUGCAGAGGAGACUGUGGACGACCUGAGACGGAAAACCGCACAACAUUUUCAUGAUGCUCCUAAGAAGCGGAGGAAGGCAGAGGUGUUGGAGGGAAUCUUGGAGCAGAUGGAGGUCGGGGAGGAAGACGGGGAGUGAAUAGCAGCCGUCAGUCACCUCCAGCAUCUAUGAGAGAGUAAAUCAUCCAGUGGAACUCCAUUUAUCUCUAUCAUGACUGCUUCACCGUCUCUUCAGGAAUUCUUCCUUUUGGCCCCAGAUGCUCCCAAUUAGCUUUUUAUUAUAUGCUCAUACAUCAUCUCUGUUAUUGCUGUCAGUGUAUUAAACACAGCGUCUCCCCGCAGACCAACUCUGGCUGAAGGUGAACUCGAUGAAAAAGAUGCCCAAAGGCCACGUUUGCUUUAGCUGUUUUAAUCGUCACCAAGGGCCGAGACGUUUCAUACUCUGCUGUGACACGGCUGAUAAUAAAUAGUAACUGACCAAAAUAUCAGUAGCGGAAAAUUCCUUCAACAUCAUUUUGUGACAGAAAAUGUGUCUAUUGUAGUCUGUUCCUGACUAAGAAUAAAUAAUGUAAAAUCUUUUUUUUGCAUGUAUAACAGUCUUUUCCAGUGUGGGUCUCCUCAAUCUGAACACCAGUCAGCGUUGCAUUCAAGACUUUACAAAUGCUUUCAUAUUUUUGGGGUCAUACUGUAUUUAUUGAUGUGACAAUAAAUAAUUUUGUCUG